UUACAGUGGAGUAACUGGCUCUGACAUGCUCCAACCAGAAAUUCAGGUUCAACCUAGAGAUAAACUUUGGUGUCUCUAUAGCAGAAAUAUUUGUGGCAUCUGGUUCUGAAUAUGUGCCAAACAGAAAAGACAGUAAAGAAAUAACCUGAGUUUAGCCAGUUUGAUUUCAACACAUGGACAUGAACACAGGCAGCUUCUGACAGUCUACCAUAAGGUGACCUGCUCAGGGUGUGCCCUGCCUCUCACCCACCGCUGCAGACAGGCAGCACCCCUCCAUAGCCCAGCAAAAUAAUUAGGUAAUAAUGGACAUUCUAGAACGUAUCUUUGGCCUAUGCACAACCAUCUACCAUAGGGCUGAUAAUGCAAAGGUCAACAAAAAUCGCUGUCAACGAAUCGCCCAAAGAGUUCAAACCCUGGAGAGACUUGUUAAAGCCAUUAAAGAAAAGGGACCUGGUCAAAUCUCUUCUAUAGUUCAACAAGCUCUGGAUGACCUCUGCAUUACACUGGUGUCUGCAGAGCAACUAAUGACAAAAUUCCACAAAUCCAAUUCUAUUGAAGGCUUCAUUAAGUCUGGCUCUAAUGAGGAUAAGUUUAGUAAGAUGAAUGAUAAACUAGAUGAUAAUUUCCAGGUCCUGUCAGGAGCACUGCAGAUUGAGCAGAGGGAUAUGCUAAUUUCACUCUGCUCAAGCAAAGAGAGUGUUAAUGAAGGUAAUGGCCCUGCACAGACAUCUCCAUUGCCAUUCCCAAUGCCAGAGCCCUGGCAUGCAACAUCAGUGUUUUCCCCUGUUGGUCAGCCACAUCCUGCAGUACCAAUAUCUCCUCCAUCACCACCAUUCAGUCCCACACCACCUUAUCCUCUCCAAACACAACAGUUCAGACACACAGCACCUUAUCCCCCCCAAGCACUGCAAUUCAGAACCGCAGCACCUUUGCCUCCCCAAACACAACAAUUCAGACUUCCAGCACCUUUGCCUCCCCAAAUACAACAAUUCAGACCUCCUACACCUUUGCCUCCCCAAACACCACAGUUCAGACCUCCAGCACCUCUGCCUCCCCAGACACCACAGUUCAGACCUCCAACACCUUUGCUUCCCCAAACACAACAAUUCAGACCUCCAGCACCUUUGCCUCCCCUAACACAACAAUUCAGACUUCCAGCACCUUUGCCUUCCCAGACACCACAGUUCAGGCCUCCAGCACCUCUGCCUUUCCCAACACCAUCUUUCAUACCCACAACACACACCGUUCCUCCCGCCAUUCAAAGGUCUAACCCUACAACUGCUGUGCCAGCCCCAAGCAUCCACCCCCCCAUGUCAGGGUACAUCUCUAUGGUCCCUCACCUUUUCCCUGCUUCAGUUCCAGCCCAGCCCCUUAACCCUGGCAAUGUUGCAUCAAUGUCUGGCUCUACCGUAAUGAACAUUACCGUACAAAACACCACAGAUGUGACACAUUAUCCAGUCAAUAACCUUGGUUUUCAGUAAUUUGCAGUCCAAAAUACUAAAUGGACACAACUUGCAUAUCAGCCCCUUGAUGCACUUUUACAGAUUCUCAUGAAACCUGGUAUAAGCAUGUGAGAUCUGUCCAGGUACACGCAGAAAACGGAAUAAAGGCCUGAGAAAUAACAGUAAACCUUGUAUAAUGA
This is a messenger RNA of Poecilia reticulata (guppy), 1642 nucleotides long. Lineage: Eukaryota; Metazoa; Chordata; Actinopteri; Cyprinodontiformes; Poeciliidae. The record is from RefSeq and is a predicted model, not a curated record.